Messenger RNA from Nomia melanderi (Alkali bee), 4696 nucleotides. The record is from RefSeq and is a predicted model, not a curated record. Lineage: Eukaryota; Metazoa; Arthropoda; Insecta; Hymenoptera; Halictidae.
AAGUGUCUCGACGGUGCCGCGUGUAUUGCCCUUACGUACCGAGCGUUGCGUGUUCCAUUAUUCUGAUUCUCGUCGCUCGAAAACCGACGGCUACCUGGAAAACAACGGGACGCGGCUCGCUGCGCAAUAUCACGACGAUUAUACCGCGUGCUGUACGGAAGACUGGUUCACCUUUCUCAGCCGAAGUCGCCGUUUGUGAUGCAACGGGCAAAGAAGUAUCCUUGAAACCGGCGGCGAGCACGAAACGUUGUUACGCCGCGGGAGAAAAUUAGAAGGUUGACGGUUGAAGUCUCGAGUCCCUCAAUUUCGGUGGCAUAAUCGUGAAAAGGUUUGCGGGCACUGAUUGAUCGUCGGACGACAGGAACGGAUGGAUGAUGAUCCAGGUUGAAGACCGACUUCGAAGAAUCGGGACACGCCAUUGGAAUAUAGAUGAACCGAGAUUUGUUCGCUCGUGACCUUUCGACCGACCAGCAUUCAUGAUGUUGGACCCAGUGCUGGGAAUAUCGUCGGUGUGGUGGUUCGUGAUGUACGCCAGUAUCCUGCUGCUGCUGUCGCCGUUGUUCCUGUUGUUUAUCAUCUUCCUGCCGAACUUUCCGCUCCUGCUGUUCAGAAGGAUGUGCUACAUUCCCAUCGAGUCCAUAUGACGAACGUCUCACCGAUCUGUGAUCUUGAUAGUCAUCUUUCUUCACACAACUACAGUAUUUUAAACGACACAGUCUGUACAAGUUUGAAAGUACUAAAACGAGAAUUGCAAAUACAUUAAUUACGUUGUUAGAAGUCAAAAUGUUCGGUCGCAUUUUGUACGAAAUUGGACCGUACAAGAGAAGACACUUGACUUUUGAAAUACCAAGUGUAUGAAGAAUGAUGAAGAUUCGAAAUCUCUGAGAUACACCGCGACGAUCAUCCGGUUUCGUUGGCACGAUUAGGUAUUUAAGUAAUUGCGAUCUGAAGACAAGAAGUACUCAUUGUGCGGCUUCGAUCUGGAAACUGUUAUCUUCGAGCUGUCGUAAUGUCGAUUACUCAGAGUUGCAGAAAUCUGCGUAUGAAAGCGUUAGUUUAUUCUUGGCUGUAGCAAUUAAGCGGCUCCAAAGAGAGUGAACGUGAAUGUCUGAAUACUUGUUGCUGGUCGUAAAUGAGUCUCUGAGUCAGUAGUGUCUCGAAGCUAGAGUUUACAAUAGGAACAGCAUAGACAUCUAGACCAGGAGCUUGUAAAGUCUUCAUGUAAAGAAAGCGGAAUCAAAAAUAUCUGUAAAGCUUAGAGCGUAAUAACAGCACCCAACCUUAGCAUUCCAGUAGCCAUUCACUCCGUUCCAUCUAGUAUUUAAAUUAGGCGCAUAAUUAGCGGGAAUGUUCGUAAUACUUAUAUGGUAACUUUUUUGUUGUACAUUCACGGUGUACCUCGGAUUUCUUAAGAAUAUCGUUUCACAGCUACCGAUUUGUGUAAUCAAGAAUUAUCCGGACGCUUUCCUUCGGAAUUCCAAGCGGCUCUCGAUGCUCGCGCGUUGCGAGACACUUUGAUAAGCUGCGUUCGCGUGAAAUUCCAUCGCGAUCGUUGCCAAGAUUCCGCCACGCUCGUCGCACGCGCGAAACGCUGAAUAAACGGAAUUAUAACGGGACGAGGGUUUCGUAAAACCGCGGUUCAGCCGAAAUGCCGGGAAAGUUACCGCGGGCCGAGCCGCCAUCUUGUCGGGCCACGGCGCGCGCGCGUUGCGCCAGAGGAGCUUCUCCGCGGACUCGUUUCUCGUUUUGUACGUAAACAUCUUAUCACAAUAAAACAGCCGCCCAAGAAAAGACGUGAACGGGGAUUAUAAGCACGAAUUGGCUCAUGCUCGUUGAUAUUGUAAUCAACGAUCUAUUCGCAGUCACGUAUAUACGCGUGUGCACGUACCAUCGGAAUGCGAGUUUAAUCCGAAUGGUUUUUCCAUCGAUUUCUUAUGAAGACGAUGCGUACUUUCUCAUAGAACUGUAACAAACUAACUUUACAUACAUUUUUUAUAUAUAUUAAUUGUUUUAUACUACUUUCCACGGCGUUAUUUCUCUUAUUUGUAGUUCUGUUUUCGUGAACAAUGGUAUUUCGCGCGAAUUAAACUCCAUACGUUGAUAACAGAUCACUGGAACGUUAAAAGAAUUCAUUCUUUCUUCGAAGCUACAUGUUUAAGUUGCGCUUUAAGUACUUCUCGUAUCUAUAAGGACGUAUUUAAGUGUUCCUCUUCGGUUUCUACGGCACCCUGUACACAGAUUCAAAUGGAAUAACAUUUCUUUUACCCCUUUUCGAAAGAUGGAUCGCGUUCAUUCGUUUCCAUUCGUGUUCGCCCGUUCGCAGCACAAUUUCAACGGAAAUUUGCACGCGAACGUUGGGUGCCUUUCCAUUAAGCGCGAACCCGGCCCGCAUUAUUCAACUGUAUCCAUUUUUCAUCGCACGCCGUAAAGCUUGGCUGCGUCAUUGAACGUUCACCAUUGAUCUUGCUGCUGAUUAUCCGAUUUUUCUUCGCGCGUAAGUGGUCCGUUCGACGGGCGGUUUUUUUCCCUUCUUUGUCAUUAUAGUUCCGGUAAAUGGCGCUUUCGGCUGGAAUACAUGAUUAGCAUGUGUCAAUUCGUUGUUGAACCGAGCUCUCGUGACACGGCGGUCGUGUUCCUGGUGACAUCGAUCGAUACCUGUUCGUUAUCUUUGGUUGAGCCGCCUAAUGGUCGAAAAGUCGAGGCUGUAUCGUUCGACUCGGGUGUUUUAAUUUAUGCAAGAUUUAUGGCUGGUCCGGCGAUCGAGGAAUACGUUGUUCCUUUCUUCCAGAGUGCCUUUUUGUCGCCAGAAGAACAUCCCAUAAGCAGAGAGGAAAGAUACAGUAUUUUUACCGAGUGUCCACGUAGGGUUAUCAUAUUUUAAGAGGAUCCAGGUCGUUCGCUGGAAAAAUAACUUCAUUCUUAAUGAAGCUGCGAUUUACAAGUUACAAGUUACUUACACAAGAGACAGGAGUACUCAGUAAAUCGAAACAUUGGACAAUUAAAAGUUCAGGAGCGUCGCAGUUAAUUCUAUACGUCUGGUAGUUUUAUAUUUCGAAGGAUUAUUACGUAUAUCCAUGAAACCAUUGUCAAUGGUAAAUCGGGACCAUGAAGCAUUAGCACUUUGGGCCUGCUGUCUAUCCCCAUCGUUUCAAUCUCACGAAGGUCUAGUUCUCUAGGAUUAUAUCUACAUCCACAGAAUUCUAAAAGUCAUGGAACAAUUUGUAACCGAUAGAUUCAAUCACGUAGACUUUUUCAGUCAACCAUUUUCUGCCUAAUCGCCACGUGGUACGAAUUAACGGUUCUCCAAACGGAUUGUCGAUUCCAGGAAAACUCGAAAUCUCAUCGUUAUCGUACCCAAUAAAUUUCUCAACUUCCCAUACAUUCACGCACUCGUAUAAUCACCGUUAACCGUUAACUGUUAAAAAACAACGACGGAAACCUCUCGAAAACAAUAAAUCGAAUUCUGUAGAAACUAUGAAUACUUACAGGUUUAAUUCCACUGAAACGAGCGUCGGCUGCAUCGCGAGCCGAUCGGAACGUUCGCGUAUUCCAAGAUCGCGAUUUCGACACCGCGAUUCCGCGUCCUCGCCGCUGUCAGCCAGUUGUUCCCGGUGCAUCUCGCGCGAUCCUGCGCACGGUAAAUACAGCUGUCCUUCUGCAGUUCACCGGUGGUACAGCCGGGCCGGGAGUUGAACAUUACAGUACCGAUCGGCGAGUACUUUCGCCAAGUGGCGUUCGUAGUGGGGGAGGCAGGACUUGAACCCUGGGACCCCAUGGGCCAUAUAUACUACGGUCCCAUGCAGCUCUCUUGCUACUUGGUGUCAGCUUCUCGACGGUCCUUGCUCUACUGGGAAGGUACAUCGGGAGAGGGAGGCCGGAUCGAAUAAAAGAUGAAGCUGUCGAUACUCCUCGCGGCGAUCGCCGUGGCAGCAGCUGAUCCAGGGCUGCUCAGGGUGCCGAAGGUGUACAACGCGGUGAUCACCAGCAACCAGAAUCUCUCUCCGUCGAGAGCGUUCCCGGUGAUACAGCCGGUGAUCCAUAGAACGGCGGUCGGCUACGUGCCGCCGAUUUAUUACACGCAAGUGGCGCCUCAGGUGUCCGGUCCCGAGUUGCUGCAGCUACCCCAAGGCGCGAAGGCGAGCAGCGAAGCUGACGUCCAAGCGGAACCGUCGGCAGCGAUAGAAGCUUCGAAGGCUUCCGACGCUAAAGCAGAGCAACCGCCGCAACCGCCCGGAGAAAAGAAAGAAGCGAGGCCUUCUUCGAGGAACAGACACGAAGAGCAGCCUCUGAGCUUCUACCCUAAUUACCAGUCGCUCUACUACGACCCCUAUUUCUACACUUACAACGGGAUCAACCCGCAAUUAGUCCCGGGCACUUAUUACGUGGAUUAUCAACCUUACGGCACCCUCGACCCGAUUCCGCCCUCGACGCCGAAACACGGCGACCCCGGACACCUGCUGCCGGGCUAUCACGAGGAGAAAAAGCACCCGGCGAAGGCGGAGAGGGUGAAAGUGCCGGACGUGCCGCCGCCACCCCUGCCGACAUCUGUGCCGAAGAAACCCUGAUGAGGGAGUCGCCUGGGGAAUUCUUGUAUCGUGUCAUUCUUAAGAUUCGACUGAUUUCAAUCUUGAUUUCGUGCGAGGACCUUUCGACCACGGGGAAAAUGAAGUUCGCGAUCGUUUAGAUCUAUGAGAAU